CGGCGCAGCAUUGUCGGUUGGGACAUUGUCUUGUCCCGUGCCCUCGCUGCCAGUAAGUUAUAAGCACCCCGAGCCCGGAUUUCUAUUCUAUUUUCAUGUCUUCAGUUCUUCAGUUAUUCGACGGGCCCGUCACCUCUUUCCCAAUUCAACCACAGAUUGCUGCUGUACAUCAUGGCCAUGAACCUAGCGACGAAUAGAACAGUUGACUUUGCCCUGCGAGCGCUGCAGCUCAUCUUCGCCAUCAUCGUCUUAGGAAUAGACGGACACGCUAUCCACGUGUUUCGCGGCCACACUGUCUAUGAGCACUUCGUGUACGGCAACUUCUACGCGUACGAAGGCGUUCCUAACGCGUGGGGCUUCCUAUUGUUCUGCGCUGGAUGGACAUUCCUGGGCGGUAUCUUUCUCCUCAUUGCUGGAAUCCGCUCCGCGGACCAGAGGUGGAUUGGCUAUAUCCGUGUCGCCGUCGAGGCGGUGGCCCUCCUCUCAUGGCUUGCUGGCUUCAUGGCUGUGGCGAUCAACAUAGGGAGCAAUGCAUGUCCGGCAGAAGAGAACGGCUGUGGGUCGCUCAAGGCGGCGACAGUCUUUGGAGCCGUGGAAUGGCUCCUGUUCGUGAUUACCACAACCUUGACCGUCAAGCUCGUCUUCAAUAGAGCUAGCCAGUCAACGGAAUCUCCAACCAGUCCUGCCACAGCUAUGAAAUCAGCGGCAUAAGGUUUUGGUGGACAUCAGAAGCGUCCGACACGAGGUCAAGGUUUCCAAGGUUUGUUUUUGGGUGUGAUGCCUCGGAACCUCGCCCUAGGCUUUCACCGUCGAGUCUGAUAUUCAGGGGGACAUC
Aspergillus heteromorphus CBS 117.55 is the source of this 835-nucleotide messenger RNA. RefSeq lists its product as uncharacterized. The coding region runs from base 172 to 711 and encodes 179 amino acids. The transcript is spliced from 3 exons. The record is from RefSeq and is a predicted model, not a curated record. Gene Ontology annotation, cellular component: membrane. Lineage: Eukaryota; Fungi; Ascomycota; Eurotiomycetes; Eurotiales; Aspergillaceae.